Molecule: messenger RNA, 2904 nt
Organism: Gossypium arboreum
Lineage: Eukaryota; Viridiplantae; Streptophyta; Magnoliopsida; Malvales; Malvaceae
Product: putative disease resistance protein At1g50180
Exons: 2
Coding region: 79-2904 (941 amino acids)
Biological process (GO): defense response to other organism
Molecular function (GO): ADP binding; ATP hydrolysis activity
Source: RefSeq, a predicted model, not a curated record
AUAAUCAAUUGUACCUGAAACCAAAAAUUCCAAGUUAUCAACUGUCUUUGGUCACAAAAAAAAAAAAAUUGCUCUCUCAUGGAUUUCUCUGCUGUUUCUUCUGCUCUCAAAGCAAUCGGCGAGCUAACACAAGAAGUCACAUCCUUGUGGGGCGUCGAUGAACAAGUUGAGGGCUUGGCAAGUGAGUUGAGAUGGAUGCAAAGCUUCCUGAAGGUGGCAGACGCAAGAAAAGUUGACAAUGAUAUGAUACGUACCAGCGUUGUUGAGAUCAGAGAGUUGGCCUACGAUGCUGAAGAUGUGAUAGAGACGUUUUCCCUCAAAGUUGCUUCCAAAAGGAGAGGUGGAUUUUCAAAUUGCAUCAAAAGAUCCGCUUGUUUCCUCAAAGAGGGAUGCCUGCUCCACCAGAUCAAGUCAGAGAUAGAGAAAAUCACAGCCAAAAUCAAAGAAUUGGCUCGACAAUUGCAGAUGUAUGAUGUAUCAAAGUUCGGGGUUGAUGGAGAAGGACCAAGUUCUUCAACUGUAAGGCGGGAGGCAAGGCGGCCUUUUCCUCAUGUUAUGGAUGAUAACAUUGUUGGAUUGGAUGAUGACGUUAAGAAAUUAGUCACAGUUCUUCUCAAUGAGCAAAGUGAAUGUAGGGUUGUCUCCAUAUGCGGAAUGGGUGGUCUGGGCAAGACCACUCUUGCCAAGAAAAUAUAUCAUCACAGCCAAGUUGUUGGUCAUUUCAAGCACUUGGUUUGCGUAUAUGUUUCUGAACACUGUCAAAAAAGAAAGGUUUGGGAAGAUAUUCUAUCAGGUCUUAACAUCCCAAGUGACGAAGACAGGAAGAUGAAUGUUGAAAAAUUAGCAAAAAAGUUAUCUAGUUUCUUUGAGGAUAACAAAUGUUUGGUGAUACUGGAUGAUGUUUGGAACAUCGAUGCUUGGAAUAGCUUAAAACCAGCAUUUUCAGCAAGAGAGACGAAAAGCAAGAUCUUACUCACCUCUCGGAACAAGGAGAUAGUUUCACACGCCGACAAAAAUGGUUUCUUAUAUGAGCUGCAGUACCUAAACUACGAUCAGAGCUGGGAACUAUUUCAAAAGAUUGCCUUCCCCCAAACAAAUUCUCCAGGCUAUAAAUUUGAUGCGAAAAUGAAAGAGUUAGGAGAGGGCAUGGUUAAACACUGUGCAGGGCUUCCAUUAGCCAUCAUUAUAUUAGGAGGAAUUUUGGCUACAAAGUAUCCUUCAUUAAAUGAAUGGCUGAAGGUAUCUGUAAAUGUGAAAUCAUACUUCAAGAUCGAUAAAGGUCAAGUACUAAAAGAUAUGUUAGCAUUAAGUUAUGAUGAUUUGCCUCCCUUUUUAAGACCAUGUUUCCUUUAUUUAAGCCAAUUUCCCAAGGAUUAUGAGAUACCUGUGGAUAGAUUGAUUCAGUUAUGGAUUGCCGAAGGUAUUGUUUCAUCAAAGCAAGAAGAAGGGCUAAUAGCGGAAGAUGUGGCUGAAGGUUAUUUAAUAGAGCUUGCAGAAAGAUGUAUGAUUCAAGUACGAGAAAGAGACAUUGCAACCUUAAAGAUGAGAAGUUUUCAGAUGCAUGAUCUAAUGAGAGAUGUUUGCUUGUCAAAGGCAAAAGAAGAAAAAUUCUUCGACAUUGCUGAUCAGUCAAAUGCCUGCCAGUUAUCCCGAAUUGGGAGGGUUCGCAGAGUUUGUGUACACAAAUUUAUUCGCUUACAGUGCAUUAAAAGUCGACGUCUUCGAUCACUUUUGCUCUUCGAUGAGUUUUUACCGAAUGAAGAACUGGAAAAUACUUUUCCAUUGACAAUGCACAGCUACAUCAAGAACCACGAUGUUGUGAUACUUUUAGCUAUUAGCGUAUUAGGUACUAAAUGUAGGGGAAUUUGGAAAUAUAUGUUCAAUAAUUUUAAUUUUCUUAGAGUCUUAGAUUACGAAGGAGGGGGAGAGGCAGGAUGCAAGUUACCCAAUGACAUUGGUAAACUCAUCCAUUUACGAUUCUUGAGAUUAAGGGGUCUUGAAUUCUUCACUUCAAAGUUGCCAUCAUCUCUAGGCAACUUAAGGUUCUUGCAAACAUUGGAUUUAAGAAUCAAAAACAUAUGUCGAAGGUCUAUUCAUGUACCUAACGUGUUAUGGAGGAUGCAGCAACUAAGGCAUCUAUAUCUCCCCGAGGAAUGUAGUCUUAAAACAAAGUUGAAGUUGGGUACAUUGAAAAACCUCCAAACACUUGUCAACUUCAACACCAAGAAUUGUUAUGUAAAGGAUCUUAUCAACAUGGAAAACCUUAGAGAGUUGGAGAUUCGAGGGCCCUUCAAUAUUGAAGAUUUUAACACGGAGGAGUUGGACAAGAAUCCACCUAUCAUCCAAAGUAAAUAUCUUCAUUACUUGUCUAUUAUCAAUGAUGAAGGAAGAAUAGAUCCAAAACAUUUGGUGCACCUCCUUUUGAGUUGUGAAAACAUUUCUAAGUUGAGCAUAGAUGCGGAGAUAAGAAGGUUACCAGAGUACCACUACCUGUCUUCAAAUCUUGCUUACAUAAAGUUGAGAAGGUGCAAGCUUGAGGAAGAUCCAAUGCCAACACUUGAGAAACUACCUUACUUAAGGAUGCUUGACUUACAUGAAGAGGCUUUCAUAGGAAAGGAAAUGUCGUGCAGAGCACAAGGUUUUCCCAAACUCGAGUCUCUAAGCCUUACAGGCCUUAAUAAUCUGGAGGAGUGGAAGGUGGGUGAAGGAGCCAUGCCUUCUCUUCAGCGAUUGAAGAUACAAGGAUGCCGACAUCUAAGAAAACUUCCAGAUGGACUCAGGUUCAUUGCAACCCUCCAAGAACUGAAGAUUAGAUGGAUGCCAUACACAUUCGAAGAUAGAGUGAGGAAAUGGGGAGAAGAUUUUUGCAAAGUCCGACAUGUUCCUUCUAUCAUAUUCCAGUAG